ACUUUAGGAAGAAAAGAUUGCCGAUGUGAUGUGUUUUUAAUUUUACUUUUACUUUACCAACUUUGUUAGCCUGAAGCGUACUUGCACAAAAUUUCUAGUCAAACGGUGGUUGUACAUGAGCAUAAGAUACUACACUAUACGGUUCUUUGUCGAAAGACUUACGUAACCGGGUAGAUUAGUUUAACUUUAAUUAGCUGGUAUGCCUCCUUUUUACUCGAAAUAUAAUCAACUAUCUAUUGAGUGAAGUUAUUAGUAAAAAUUGGUGGAAGUAUUUUUCCCUUUUUUUUUUGAGGUAACGCUAGCAAUUAGCACCGCGAUCAUCUGCUGGAUCGUGUUUCUGCGUGUGUAUGAACGCGUAUAAUUAUGAACAAAUAAUGCAGUUACCUUAUUCGAUGCUACUGUUCACUAAGGACGGUUCACGGAAGGUAACCGGGCCGAAAGCGUCGAAAUGGUCUAGAUGACUUUUGGGUGAGCAUAUAAUGUCGUGUGUUGAUAGAGCUGCUAGUGACAUUAUUGGGUAGAGAAUAAGACCCAUAUCUCCACAAAGUAAGAGGAAAAACGACGGUAGUGAUCAAUACGCUGCUAACAUUUUCCGCUUAGCAGAAAAGAAUUUCGUGUGAGUACCUGCAAGCACAGCUUCUCGAGUCAGUCGAAUUGAGUAGCUAGCCCAGUAAUGUUCAUUGUACAAUCGAAAUUCUCUUUUUGUGCUUCAUGCGUUCAAUCAGUGUAUAUUUUAUAUGCAUGCAUAUAUUUUACGAUGGCCCAGCAUCGCUGCGAGUUGUUCGACCUCUAGAACGGAUAAAAAGCGCGUUAAUCUCACGUUAACUUAUCUUCGAGAAGCAGUGAAGCCGUUCGAAACAACAGAAAUUGUGGAUUAAACAUAAAAAUCGAUUGAUUGAAAAUGUAUCAACCGAAUCCUUCGAACUUUUGAUCAGGCAUAACCGUGCGAGAUGGUUCUUUCCCCAAAUAAAAGAUAGGUCGGACCGAAGAUGCUCGUUGAGACAGGUUUUAGCGAACUAAGUCUUCUUAAGGCAUAUAGACGCACUCAUUUGAAAUUAAACUUGCUUUACUUAAUGUGUUGAGUGAGUUCCGUGUCUUCCUAAGUGAAAUACCCCGCGAGGAAGAUCGUUUUGCUAUAGGAUUGAAGUUAUAAAAUUUAUCUCCUCGACUUCUUGACAAAUUGAGCAACGAUGGAGUUCCGUCAUCGCCGAGGCGAAAAUGAUGAAAAAGCCUCUUCACUGACCAAAUUUAGCAAUGGCAAUUCUACUGAGCCCGACGACCAGAAUACGCAGCACCAGCAUAAGGAAGAAAGAGACUCAGACGCAAUAACGUCGACAACAGAGAAAUACCUUCUGACCGACAGCUCACAGCUUUCCUCGGACGCAAAAUUGUCGACACUUACAAAAUCGUCCACUUUGUCGUCAUUUAAAAAAUCAUCCAAGAGGCGUAGCAAUCUAUCAAAAGCCGGCUACGGAAUCCUAUGCAACGCGAUUGCCGGUUUACUAAUCCUUUACGUAGCUAUACCGAUCUGGUUCUACUCUUGCCCUUGGUUACGGCAACACAUUGUUUUUUUGACGGUACUGACCAUUCCGCCAUUCCUUAACCUAUCGAAUCCUGAUAGCUUUGAACUUUACUGCCCGCGAAACUUCUACGUGGAAUCGGAGCCUGGUCUGAAGCUGGGGGCAUGGUACAUCCCCUCGAUUAAUGAGCCGUGUGACAAGAACGCGCCAUUGACAUUUGCGGGCCACGAUCCAGUCGUUCUGUAUCUUCAUGGAAACGCUGGUUCUCGAGGUGGCACUCAUCGUGUUGGUUUGUAUAAAUUAUUAACCAGUCAGGCAAAGGUUCAUGUUGUCGCCAUCGAUUAUCGAGGAUAUGGAGACAGUUCUACGAUAAAGAUGCCCACCGUUGCCGGGCUUGUUCAUGACGCAAUGGCGGCGUAUCGCAAAAUUCGGGAGACGGUGCCAAACAAGCGCAUUAUUGUGUGGGGCCAUUCUCUUGGCACCGGAGUUUCCACCUAUUUGAUGGCGAACCUCACCGAACUCAAAGAUCUACCAGCUGGUCUCGUACUUGAAUCACCGUUUGACAUGCUGGCCAACGCCGUGAAGCACAAUCCGAUGGCGCGACUGCAUCGGUUUAUGCCGUUCUUCGAGAAGGUGUUCGUCGAUUCUUUGAAUAAUCAUCCCGCAACGAAUUUCAAUUCCCUCGAAAAAUCCAAACUGAUCAGCCCAAAACUGCCUAUCGUCAUCCUCGAAGCAAAGGACGACCUCGUUAUACCUUUCGAGCUAUCCGAAACAUUGUACCAAAGUUUUCUUGAGGUGCGCCAGGGUAGACCAGAUAAGGGACCGAUCGAUUUUGUGACCUUCGCAAGGGAAUAUGGAUAUGGGCAUAAAUAUAUCUAUACGCAUCCCGGUCUGGCUCAGAAAAUGCGCAUAUUCUUUGACGAAGCUACAUCAUCCACCAUUGACCUCAAUAGUUAAAGGCGCCAAGCAUAUUCAAGAAACUCGAAUACUAUGCUCCCAAUCAUUGCUCGUUACCUAGAUUGGGGCUAGCGUAGGAGUAAUGCUCGCCUGUUAGACCCGGAGCGCCUCCGCGCCCUAAGAUCUAUAGAUUGCAGCCCAGUUUUCCCAUCAUGACAAAAAUCGACGAGCACGUUCGAAUAACGUUUGCAAAAAGGGGACUAACAUAGACGUAUAAAUACGUUCGACCAUAUCAGAAGAAUUUAUUUAUUAGUCGUUUUCGGCUCGCCACCUCAGACUUGUUUUUGGUCUGUUCUACGAACGCAGCGUUUAUUGUCGAUUAGUAAUCGAAUCACUUAAAACAGGAACAAUGAACCAACACACAAUUCCAUUUCAUAUCGUAACCAUAACGUUACUUUGAAAGCUAUAGUCUUCAUCUUUAACAGUGAAAAAGUUCUAUGAAAGUGACUUUGGCAGGUCGUCAAUGCUAACAUGUAAGCGCGCUGAGACGACUCUGCGGUGCUCCAUUGCGUGACAUAACAAACAAAUAUUUUUAACAUAAUGUCUAUGUACUCUCACGGUAUUAUGCCAAUCCAAACCUGAUUUGUACUUUAGUGCCGAAUGCGCAGGGGUCGUCAAUGCACCAGGAUAUAGUAAAACAAAGAAAUUAUUUUUCAGUAUACACACACAUGCACACAGCCUUUGCUUGAAUUUUUCUAUAUAUUGCAGUAAUGAUUAUCCUAUAUUGUAUCCUGUUAGGGAUAGAAAGAUAAGGAUAAAGAGAACAGAGAAUCAUUAACAUUAGGAAAAAUGCUUGUCAUGUUCAUGUUUGGCAGAGUAACUAUGGCGGGGUUCAAAAUUGAUAUUCGUAGAGCGCAAAGCUAACAUAUUAUAAGAAUGAGUACAUACAAAAGCCCGUCCACAAAGGAGUUGUAGCAGCUUUGCCUACCAGUUCGACAAGUCGGGUUCGAACCCUUUGGUAGCUGUGAAAUUUUUGUUUCGGGGUCGAUCGCUUAUAGAGCCCAGGUUUUAUUCGAAUAGACCCCAAAGCAGAUGUCUAGGGAGCCAGAGUUUGCCAGAUCAUAGAUGUCUGGGAAAUCUCAGUAUGUAAAAGACAGUAGCUUCAAGCCCGAUGUAACCUUUUUUACGUAGCCGUUUGGAACGUGCUGAGCGGCGUAAACGAAUGGGGUCACCUAAGGGCCGGCUGAGACUCUCCUCUUCAUUUUAAAUUCCCAGUCUAUAAGUAAUUUAUUCAGCAAGCAGCGAAUUUGUUUAAGACUCUCGGUUCUGCUACCCUUGUAGCCUAUACUAGAUUUUAAAUACAGGAUAGCUACAGUAUUUUAUUAAUAAACAACUGGAUUAAGUGAACGAUGUCGUUCGAGAAGUCAACUAUUCAAAGUGGUCGUUCACGGCAUCGUGUGUACGAUGUACAGUUUCGACGAGCACCAAAUACAAAGUUCGAGUUGAACAAUCCAAUUUUCUACGUGCAUUCCAUUUUUACACUCUUUAUAAACUUUUUGUCCUAUCUCUCAAAAAUGAGACUGGAAGGUGUUCUGCUAAAAAAAACUGUGACGCUUAAUAGAUCUGUACAAGAAAAAAAAAAGGGAUAUUUCUA
Messenger RNA from Varroa destructor (honeybee mite), 4071 nucleotides. RefSeq names its product lysophosphatidylserine lipase ABHD12-like. The record is from RefSeq and is a predicted model, not a curated record. NCBI's taxonomy places the organism in Eukaryota, Metazoa, Arthropoda, Arachnida, Mesostigmata, Varroidae. Gene Ontology annotation, biological process: monoacylglycerol catabolic process; phosphatidylserine catabolic process. Gene Ontology annotation, cellular component: endoplasmic reticulum membrane. Gene Ontology annotation, molecular function: monoacylglycerol lipase activity; phosphatidylcholine lysophospholipase A1 activity.